AUGGUGCGAAAUAUCUGUGACGCUCAGCUUUUUGUCACUGGAGAUCGUAGGUUCAGUCCUCUAGAGAUUCGGAUUAUUGCCUCUGAUAGACGUCAGAACUACCUUGCUCAGUUCAGUCCUCUAGAGAUUCGAAUUAUUGCCUCUGAUAGACGUCAGAACUACCUUGCUCAGUUACAUGUGCCCAUCAGAACACUUGGAAAAAAGAGCUCUCGAAGUUCCACUGUGGAUGAAAUCAUAGUCAAGGAGGCAUUGGAUUACUGGAACUGUCUUAAUCAUACUACGAGAAAAAGAUACGUCAUGCUUCUCGAAGACGAUGCACUUGUUAUUCCAGAAUUUGCUAGAAUGAUGGCUUCAGUGAUGGAGCAUCUAGAUGAAGAUGAAAGCAUUGAUUAUGUAAAGAUGUAUCAUCCAAACCAUUUGAGAAAGAUUCCAUCUAUCCCCUUGGUGUGUUUAUUCAAAAAUUAUUUAAAAAACAAUAAAUUGGGUCAUUAA
Messenger RNA from Strongylus vulgaris, 492 nucleotides. NCBI's taxonomy places the organism in Eukaryota, Metazoa, Nematoda, Chromadorea, Rhabditida, Strongylidae. The record is from the annotation of a GenBank genome assembly.